This is a messenger RNA of Sparassis crispa, 882 nucleotides long. RefSeq lists its product as hypothetical. The transcript has 2 exons. The coding region runs from base 1 to 882 and encodes 293 amino acids. The record is from RefSeq and is a predicted model, not a curated record. NCBI's taxonomy places the organism in Eukaryota, Fungi, Basidiomycota, Agaricomycetes, Polyporales, Sparassidaceae. Gene Ontology annotation, molecular function: GTP binding. Gene Ontology annotation, cellular component: membrane.
AUGAUUGAAGUUGCAGGCCAUACACAAGAAACCGACCAGCGGUUGAUAGCACGGAUCAAUCCUGAGAUCUGGCCAACGCAGGAGGAGAUCCACUCAGCUAUGAAGCGGAUUGACUAUCAGGACGGCGUUUUCCACUGCGCUGUGGCAGGCAUCGCCGGGAGCGGCAAAUCCUCACUGAUUAAUGCCAUCCGCGGUCUCUCCAACUCAAAAUCGAAGCAUCCUGACGCAGCUGAAGUCGGGAGUACCGAGACCACCAGACAUGUAACCCGAUAUCCCGACCCCAACCCGAAGAAACCAGUGGUCUGGUAUGACAUUCCUGGUGCAGGCACUUUGACUGUCCCUUCCCCGCAAUACUUCAAUGCACAAGGGCUCUUCCUCUUUGACUGCAUCAUCGUCCUUUUUGACAACCGAUUCACCGAAACCGAUGUAUCACUCCUACACAAUUGCAGUCGCUUCAACAUCCCAUCGUACAUUGUCCGCUCCAAAUCCAACCAAGGCAUUAAAAACACGGUGGAGGAGAUGAGGGAGGAUGAUGAAGAGUGCGAAGACAGCUUGUUGUAUGAGCGGGCGCGGGAGAGGUUUACCGCAAGGGCGAAGGAAAGCGUGAGGGAGAAUUUGAGCCGGGCGGGACUGCUUGAUCAAAGGGUUUACAUUGUAUGCCGGGACGGACUGCGAAAAGUCGUCAAGCCGGAGGAGAAUUCCCAAGUGAACAUCAAGGUGGUCAUUGACGAAGAGGUACUGUUGCAGGAUUUGCUCAAGGAAGCUUACGAUAGACGAGUGGAAGACGCAGCCGUAGCGAAAUCCGCUCUGGCCGAGCGGAUAAAACAACUCUGGGCAAGAUGUCAAUUAGCAGCUCCGCAGUGGGUACCCCACGCGAGCUAA